Molecule: messenger RNA, 3561 nt
Organism: Diceros bicornis minor
Lineage: Eukaryota; Metazoa; Chordata; Mammalia; Perissodactyla; Rhinocerotidae
Gene: PI4K2B
Product: phosphatidylinositol 4-kinase type 2 beta
Exons: 10
Coding region: 126-1562 (478 amino acids)
Biological process (GO): Golgi organization; phosphatidylinositol phosphate biosynthetic process; endosome organization
Cellular component (GO): lysosomal membrane; trans-Golgi network; plasma membrane
Molecular function (GO): 1-phosphatidylinositol 4-kinase activity
Source: RefSeq, a predicted model, not a curated record
GGCUGUACGCGCGUGAGGUACCCUGGUUCCGACCCGGCGGCUCCGGUGCCCCGCUAUGCAGAGGCCAGGCCCGGGCACCUCGUCUCUCUGAGCCGGUCUCAGCGCGGAAGGCCCAGAGCGAGGCCAUGGCGGAGUCCUCCGAGCCCGGGCGGCGGGCGUCCGCGGACGGCGGGCGCCUGGAGGAGGACGACGACGAGGAGCGGGAGCCGCUGCUGCCGCGAAUCGCCUGGGCCCAGCCGCGGAAGGCCGCGCCGGGGAGCGCCGUGAGGCUGCUGGAGACUGCUCAGGAGGAGGACGCGGCCUCCCCGGGCGAGGCCGGCGACAAGGAACUGCUGCUCCGGCCCAGGGACGCGCCCCGCUGUCCCUCCGGGGACGGCAGGGCCCCCCGGAGCCGCCCCGUGGGUUCAGAGUUGAAUACAUUCUUGGACGAUCCAGAAUUUGCUGAUGUUAUAUUGAAAGCAGAGCAAGCAAUAGAAUUUGGAGUUUUUCCAGAAAGAAUCUCUCAAGGUUCAAGUGGAAGUUACUUUGUGAAGGAUCCUAAGAGGAAAAUUAUUGGUGUGUUUAAACCCAAAUCAGAAGAGCCUUAUGGUCAACUGAACCCAAAAUGGACCAAGUAUGUUCAUAAGGUCUGCUGCCCUUGCUGCUUUGGCAGAGGCUGCCUGCUUCCUAAUCAGGGAUACCUUUCUGAAGCUGGUGCCUCCCUUGUGGACAGAAAGCUUCAUCUGGGCAUUGUACCUAAAACAAGGGUGGUUUGGCUUGUCAGUGAGACAUUUAACUACAGUACAAUUGACCGUGCAAAAUCUAGAGGCAAAAAAUAUGCUUUAGAGAAAGUGCCAAAAGUAGGUAGAAAAUUUCAUCGGAUAGGACUCCCUCCUAAGAUUGGUUCCUUUCAGUUAUUUGUUGAAGGUUACAAGGAGGCUGAAUAUUGGCUUAGGAAAUUUGAAGCUGACCCUUUGCCUGAGAAUAUUAGAAAACAAUUUCAGUCACAGUUUGAAAGAUUAGUUGUUUUGGAUUACAUCAUCAGAAAUACAGACAGGGGAAAUGAUAAUUGGUUAAUCAGAUGUGAAAAGCAGAAAAAUGGAAAGGAAAUUAAGGAAACAGAGUGGAUUGAUGAUAAAGAACCACUUAUUAAAAUAGCUGCAAUUGAUAAUGGUCUAGCGUUUCCUUUUAAGCAUCCUGAUGAGUGGAGAGCAUAUCCAUUUCACUGGGCUUGGCUUCCUCAAGCAAAAGUUCCUUUUUCUGAAGAAAUAAGAAACUUGAUUCUACCAUAUAUUUCUGACAUGAACUUCGUGCAAGAUUUAUGUGAAGAUCUUUAUGAACUUUUUAAGACUGACAAAGGAUUUGACAAAGCCACUUUUGAAAGUCAAAUGUCUGUGAUGAGGGGUCAGAUCUUAAAUCUGACUCAGGCAUUGAGAGAUGGAAAGAGCCCUGUCCAGCUGGUACAGAUGCCUUGCGUGAUUGUGGAGCGCAGUCAAGGUGGAAAUCAGGGUCGGAUUGUUCACCUCAGCAAUUUCUUCACCCAGACUGUCCAUUGCAGGAAGCCAUUUUUUUCCUCCUGGUAGCAGAUGUAAGAGUAAGAGAAACAGACUCUUUGGUGUUAUCGUGUUGUUAAAACGUUGCAGUAAUGUGAGUCUGCUGUUAGGAACUCCAGUUGCCAAAACCUCAAAUAAUAUAAGUCUUUAAAAGGUUAUCUUUUGAAUGUAAUCAAAAGUUUACAGUUUUUUCGUCCAAAUAUUAAAUUUCUAUUUCAGGGAAGAAGUGAUAUAUCUCCUAUAUUGUAUUUUUGUAGAAAAAUUGUAUUUUAUGUUGUUAGUUUAAAAGGUAAUUUCAUGGUUUAUACAUUCUGAUGUGACUGUAAUUACUUUAGAAUUCUUAAUAGAAAAAUAAGAUAUUUGUUGACUUUGAAUACAAUAACUUUUUAUAUGCUUUUUAAACAUUGAGAAGAAUGUUCAUGUUAACUCUUCUUACAUUAUAAAAGUCCUUUGAGGGUGAAACUGCUCUUACGAACUCUAAGAGUAGUUAAUAGAAAAACAGGUAAGAAUAAAGCAAUGUUGCCUUAAUUUAAAAAGCUGCUAUUUUAGAACUUGAAUAAGUGCCCCUAAAGUGACCAUUGUUAGGGACCAGAAAACUAUAUCUUGAUUAAGUAACAGAUGACUGUUUUCUUUUUUGUACUUCAGGAUAUUUUUGGUCAAUUAUUUUGUUGUAGUGAGGAAAAAAAAGACUAAAGACAGCCUUUUUUUAAAAAAUGGAAACAUUCAACUGAGACUUGAGGGGAAUAACAUGAAAUUAAGGAGAUCCCUAAUCUUUUGAAAUUCCAAAAUAGCAUUAAAAAUUCCCUUUUGUUUCUUGCAUUGAUCAAUUACUUAUGAUUAGUACUUCACAGAACUAAUCUUGUUGAAUUUACUACUUCAGUUAGAAUUAAAUUUCACUGAAAAGUAAACCAUACCCCCAAGUGUAUUUUGGAUUGCAUUUUGGGGUUGUAGGACAUAAGCUCUAAAAAAUAAUAGUAGUAUUGUAGGUUACUUGAAAUUAUUGAUGUUAUUAUAAUUACAUUCAACUUUAGAAUAUCAGCCCUAAUUAAAGGGGAACAUGACAGAGAUAACCAUGAAGUCAUUUAUAUUUGAUCUUGAAUAUCAGUAUGUCUGGUAUCCUGGGAAUUUGUAGCACUUUUAACUCACCAGGUGAUUUAAGUUGAGAUAAGACUGAUAUGAAGAUGUGAUUCCAAAGAAGCAGAAGUUUCAUUCUCUUCUUCUUCAGGUUCCAAAAAAAUCACAUCACCACUCAGACUAAACUGGGCAGUUUAUGGUCUUGGCCUUUUGUUUUUUAAGCUUUUCUGUCUUGUGACUUUUUUUUAAAUUAAGUAUUUUUGUGUAAAAAGUAUUUCCUGGAGGUUAAAUUAGGGUGCAAGACAGAUCUGCAGUUCUCCGUUCCUUCCCAUCUUUCUCUUGGUCUUCGUGGAUGUGAUGAGAGAGAUACUGCUGUCCUAGUAAAGUCCAUUGGAAACCUGUGUUCUCCUACCUCCCCUGACCCUCCAUGAUCUUAAUGUUGAGAUAAUGGAAAAUUGACUGGAAAUUCAACACUUAAGCUACUAUCUUUAGAUAAACACUAGUAAUUAAAAUGUGCCUUUUGAAGAUGUCUUCUAAAAGAAAUAAGUUGUUAUGAUGUGGGUACUGCUUUUAUAAAAGUUUUUUCAGUAUUUUGAGAAUUGCUAUAUUAAUUUUUAUAAUGGAAAACUUAGUAAGUUGCUACUGUGUUACGUCCUAAAAUUAAAAUAGUGUGGAAAUAUUUUUAAAUGGUCUGACCAGGCCAGAAGAGUAAAGUUGAAAUAUUUAAGAUAUGAUUACAAGUCAGAGUACAUUGGUUAUAUUUUAUAAAUUUUCAUGAAGUUAGUUCUUAUUUAAAUAUUGUGUUACUUUGUUCAAUAAGUAUAUUUUAGUGUCAAACAUAGUAGACUAAAGGUAAUAAAAAUCAUUGUCUUAAGGCUAGAUUUCUCCUGAAGUAUGUAUAUUGAAUAUUUAGAAUGUUGUAAACACAUUUAUGUUUAUAAAUGAUGCCAAACUA